Molecule: messenger RNA, 3098 nt
Organism: Asterias rubens (European starfish)
Lineage: Eukaryota; Metazoa; Echinodermata; Asteroidea; Forcipulatida; Asteriidae
Product: protein CBFA2T1-like
Exons: 10
Coding region: 608-2407 (599 amino acids)
Biological process (GO): negative regulation of DNA-templated transcription; DNA-templated transcription
Cellular component (GO): nucleus
Molecular function (GO): transcription corepressor activity
Source: RefSeq, a predicted model, not a curated record
UAAAUCACCCACUGCUCGUAGUUCACACCUCUACCAAUAGUGGAGUAAUCCAGAGGGUGUCUGUGGCUAAAUGGGGCAGUGCAAUUGGUUGACCAUGGCUUGACAAACAAGCGCUACCAAUUACAAGGGAAACGCACUGCAGGCAACAAUGAAGCGCAUGGGCAUUUAGGGCUAUGGGGACAACAAUGAGCGGUGUGGUUUUCUUUGUACCAUAUGUGCAGUCAGCGCUUGGCUUGUUGGUUAGCUGCACAUGUGGCCAUCACCUGGAAGACUAGCUAACUGGCAUUGACCUGUCUCAUGAAAUUUUAGUCUUGUUUAGCCCGUGUUGAUGUGUCUAGCUACAGUGCAAUAAAACUUAAAGUUACACAGUGAAGUCUUAUUUCUCCGUGUUGGACAAAAGCUUUAUCAACCCAGUAGUAAUUGAGUCACGUAUUGCACUCACUCCUCGGCCAAAACAAAUAGCAUCUUGUUUUGUAUUGGAAGAUGAUGUAGUGUGUUGAUACUGAAGGAGCUCUAUUCAUUAUAAACUACUACACCACUGUGACUACUGGAUCUCUUGGAUUAUUUCUCUUGAUUGGUUGAUGUAACUGUGAUUUCAGUCUUACUCAUGUACGCCGUCCCGAUGGUGGUGAAGCCUCUAUUUAAGGAAAUAAUGAAAGAUCAUAGCGAUAGCAGAAUGCCUGAGUCACCCAUUGAACAGAGUAGCAUGAACAAGCAUACUGCUCAGACCUCACCUAGUGCUGUAGCUAUGGCAACACAUCCGAGGUCCCUCUCUACAAAUUCAGCAUCAGGUUCACUGGUGAAUGGGAUGCAUUCACCACACAGUGUCAAUAGCACCCCAUCACCCCCUAGCAGUGUCAGUGGCAUGACACCCGCUGGACAGGAGCUACCCCCAGCCUGUGGGGCCAGACAGCUCAGUAAACUCAAACGAUUCCUCACUACACUGCAACAGUUUGGCUCGGAUAUCUCACCCGAGAUUGGAGAGAGGGUCAGGAACCUAGUAAUGGGACUAGUGAAUAAUGCAUUGACAGUGGAAGAUUUCCACAACAAGCUUCAGGAAGCAACCAACUUUCCCCUCAGGCCAUUUGUCAUACCAUUUCUUAAGGCCAAUCUUUCCCUCCUCCAGAGGGAGUUAAUACACUGUGCCCGCAUCGCUAAGAUGACUCCGUCCCAGUAUUAUAUGCAACAUGAGCAGCAGAUUCUGGAUGGUAAGACCAUGCCGGUAGAAGGAGAAGCAGUCGCUGAUAUUAAUGAGAAUGGUAAAAGAAGAACACCUGAUGAUAGAAUAAUGGGUCGACCAAAGGAGAAUGGGGCUGAUCACAUGACCGAGGUACCUCUCCCCAAGAGACACUGUACAGUGAGUCCAGGUAGUAUUCAUCUAACGACCCCACCCCAAGCCCCCAACCAUUACCCUCCGGCUGCCAUGCCUCAUCAUCAAAUCCGUAUGGAGGACCUUGCUCAUGCUAGAGAGAUGCGAGAGAUGGCAAGAGAGAGAUACGAGAGGGAGCGGGAACGACACCCUGGAUACAGUUUUCCAGCAAGGGAGCAUGUCUACCCUGACCAAAUGUUUCUCGAUGAUCGAAUAGAGGAUGACUGGAAACACGUUGACACGAUGUUACAAUGCAUUGUUGGCAUGGUAGAAAAGACCAAGCGUGCUCUGGCUGUGCUUCACCAGCGCAGCAUUCAGGAUCGCGAGGAGCUCUCUCUAUGGGCGCGCCGUCACACCGAGAACACAGAGCAAGAUUUAAAGAAACGGGCUGGAGAGAUAAUGACCCAUUCACUUCGGCAGAAUGAGGAACGUGUCUCGGAGGUGAAGCGAAGGACUGGUAUGUCCAGGAACACUCUCAGACUCGGUGAUUGCACUUUCCCACAUCUUUCAUUCGAAGAAGCUGUGAAUGAGGUAAAGCGUCAGGCCGUCUCCGAGCUGCAGAAAGCUGUUGCAGCUGCAGAACAGAAAGCCAAUGAGAUGGUGAAUGCUGAGAGGGCUAAGAUUGACCAGGCUGUGGUGGAUGCUCGCAGGCAAGCAGCAGAUAAUGUGGUUUCUAUGCUCAAUCAUCAGGAAGAUUCCAGUGAGAGUUGUUGGAAUUGUGGACGUAAGGCAAAUGAGACCUGCAGUGGUUGUAAUACCGCUCGGUACUGCGGGUCAUUCUGUCAGCAUAAAGACUGGGAAACACACCAUCGUGUAUGUGGACAAUAUGCAGCACAAGCUUCAUCAUCGGGUCGUACUGAUGGUACACCAACACCAGCUGCAGCAGGUAGUAGUGGCAGUAAACCACCAGCAAUUAUAACAGCAUCUUCAUCAUCAGCAGCAGCAAGUCCUGCUGGAUCUAGUCAUUCUAAUAUCUCUGCUGUUGCAGGAUCACCUCCCGCUGCCAUACCAUCAGUUACUACUGAAACAGCACGGUAAAAAAAAAACAUGGAUACCUGACGCUUCAUUGGAAGAUGAGAUAUACGUCUUUGAUGUUUGAUGUACUCUGUGUAUAUUCCUUGAGACAUUGCUAAGACUUGACUUUAUCCUUUGUGGAUCUCAGCAUGUUUUUUUCCCAUCUACUGCGCAUUGUGUCUGCAUUUUGUACUAUGUAAAUACAGAGAAAUAACUAAUAUAUAUAUAUAUAAAUAUAUAUAUAUGGAAAGAGUAUUUUUGCUUUCUUGCCAGCUUCACCGUUGUGUAUAAAAUUUGCUGUAAUCUCCAAGUCUGGCAACCCAUGUAAUGGAUGGAGAUAGGAGUGACCAAGUUGGCUUAAUUUGUGUAGAGUUUUUGUGUUUGCUGUAGGCUGUCAUUCACAUGCUGUGCUUCAAGUAUAACUCACCCUGGACAAUAAAUGACAACUACUCUAGAAUGAGGGAUUUGUUAGCAUAUCUACAAGACCACAUUUCUCCUCCAGUGUAGCUGACCACACCCCCCAUUAUUCUUCUUCUUCUUCUUCUUCUUCUUCUUCUUCUAAGAUGUUGUCUAAGACUGUUUUGACACUAUUUCAAAACAGUUUACAUAGAGCCAUGGCUCUUAUUGCAUUGUUCCCUCUAUAGACCUUAUGCACAUGACGUCAUUUCAGUAGGGCGCCCUCACCUAGUGGUCAAAAGGAGGUUGUUCAUUGGCC